Messenger RNA from Strongylus vulgaris, 251 nucleotides. NCBI's taxonomy places the organism in Eukaryota, Metazoa, Nematoda, Chromadorea, Rhabditida, Strongylidae. The record is from the annotation of a GenBank genome assembly.
AUGCAAAUUUGGCACAUGGAACCGUACCCAUGUGGGGAUCGUCGUCUACCCCAUCAUGUGUUCCCGCCAAAGAAAAUUACUGCCGACCAGCUCCUGAACCUAACCGGUGUCCAAUACUUCAAGGUUGAUCUCGACGAUACUGUGGCGAUGAAGAAACGUCUAUCGAGGGUGAAAAAUGAAAGAAAAGUGAACUCAUCCGACAUGUUGACCAUCAACGACUCAACCCCGGAAAUUAAUGAGAAGGUAUAGUG